CUCACAGAGUUCUGUUUAAAAGAAGUCAAUUUAUCGUGAGUUGGAGGUGCAGCAAAGAUUUCUAGUGUUUCUACAUAAAGAUGUCCACAGGGUGGCGCUGUGCUCAAACUGGUCCUCGGACUGAAGCGCGCUAGGUUUUGGGGUAACAAAGGUUCCUCACGCUGGAUGAAAGCUGUCAUCUAUCCUGGCGUGAAGUUACGUAGAGAACGUAGCUGUGGGUGGAUCUACUGCCAGGAGCUGGCUGGGUGAUCUCCGUCGGCGUUAGCCAGACAGGCUAGCAAUGACGGAUAGGAUUAUUCCUGCCGGAGUCUGGAUUGUGAGCCAGCAGACAUGAUUUUAUGGAGACCACCCUACAAGACCUGAGCUGAUUUGUCAGCCUUGUGUAGGUUUGGUUUUCACCCCCCAAGUGUCCUCUGGAUAUCAGCUGACCAUGGUGGUCUGAACAGAGGAAACAGCCUGGCACAGUGUGUUCACUUAGGCACAGCAAGGCUCAACUAACAGAGGAGCAGAGAGGGAACGGAGCAAAGAGGAAGAGCAUAUUCCAACACAAAAUGUCUGAAAACAGAGAACUCGUGGUUUUCUACAUAAACUAUAAACUCUCCCAGAGGAACUUUCCUCUCAACCACAUGGAACUCAUAGAGCCUCUGAACAGGACUGAUGGCGGGGAGGCAGGGUUGGGUGAGGAACAGCGAGUGGCGACGCACGCCAAUGGGACUUUUAACGGCAUGAGUCCUGGAAGUCCCCCAGCGUCCCCGCAUCGACAGCAACGGCCACCGUCGACGACGAACCUGGACGCAGUGAAAGAAGCCCUCCGGGACUCGGCCAACGAGUUUGAGCUGCGUUAUGCCCGCGCAUUCAGUGACCUGCACAACCAGUUGCACAUCACGCCGGCCACAGCCUACCAAAGCUUCGAAAACGUGAUGGAUGAGGUGUUCAGGGACGGCGUCAACUGGGGUCGCAUAGUAGGGCUUUUUGCUUUCGGCGGGGCGCUGUGCGUCGAGUGCGUGGAGAAGGAGAUGAGUCCGCUGGUGGGCAGGAUCAUAGAGUGGAUGACUGUCUACCUUGACAACCACAUCCAGCCCUGGAUCCAGAGCCAAGGAGGAUGGGAGCGCUUUGCCGAAAUGUUCGGGCAGGACGCGGCGGCAGAGAGCAGGAGGUCUCAGGAGAGUUUUAAGAAGUGGCUGCUGGCGGGGAUGACCCUGGUGACCGGGGUGGUCGUGGGCUCUCUCAUUGCCCAGAAACGUCUGUGAAGCAAGAGCCCCUCGACAACCUUCCUAUCACUCUUCUCCUGCCUGCCUCCUUCACUCCCCUCAACCGACACACAACAGAAGUUAAAAUGAAGGUCCUGUUUGUCUUGUCAGAACUGCUGAUGAUAUUUACUCUUUUUUGUUUUCCCCUCACACGUCCCACAGAGGACUAGGAAUCCUCAAAUGCUGUUGGACUUUUGAGAAAAAAAAGGAAAAGAGGAAGAGUCACUGUUUGCUCACCUUCUUCCACCCUGAUGAAAAUUCUGUGGUUAUACAGGAAGUCACAGGUUUUUCUUUCAUUCACUGAACCAGUUGUUCUUUUCUCCACUGGUUCCUGUAUUAUUUUUUUCCCUCAUGUUUGUAUUAGUUAUAACAAAUUUUGGUUUCCCAUAAUCGCACUCUAAAGAGGCUGAAACUGACUCCGGUCCUGUCUGAUAUAAAGAGUCGGAGCGCUGUGGGGCCCGAGCUGCUCUACGUUUUGUCUUGUAGCUUGUUGUUGCUCUUCCCCACAGACGGCUCUACAAUAGCUUUGUAUGUGCCAUAUGGAGAGUGAAAGCAGGGGAGGAUGUAGCACCUGCCCUUUCUGUAGUUCCCAUUUCCUGCCAGAUCACCGACACAUAUAGUAUAACAUCAUAAUCCUCUCCUCCUCACGCUUAUUGUUUUGUCUCGUCCUGUCCUUCUGUCCUUCAUGCUUAUCGGUUUUGUAUGGAUGAAAAACAGAUUUUAGGGAGUCUUAAAGUAAAAACCUGAUGGGAACAUAGCUCCUCUGUUUGUUUGUGUUUGCUGGUGCAUUUGGGUUUGGAUUUGUGAACCAUUAAAACCCCUCUGCCCCCGCUGAUGUGUGUUUUAUGGUCGUACUUGGCCUUGGUUUUAUCCUGUUUGUGUUUAGUUGACCUUCUGAGUGCCAGACCGCUGUGUGUGGCAACUUCUCAGAAUCAGUCUAACUCACUUCACACACACACACACACACACACACACACACACACACACACAUAUACAAGCAGGACGCCAUGCCUCAGACCCUCCAUGUUUACUACAUAGUAGCUGAAGAAUGAAGCAAAUACUGUAGCAGCACAUACAAUAGACAGAGCAGCAGCAGUCACAGCCACAGUCAGCAUCAAAGACUCUCUAGUCUUAACUGGCUUCAGGGUUGGAUAUUUGGAUGUUUUCAUUUUGGUAACGCUUUAUUUUAACCCCCUGUUUAGUAUUUAUAAGCAGUAUGUGGACAAUUACAAAGUGGUUUGUUACAUGUUAGGUUACACAUUAGUAAUAGUUGUGAGCAGGCAAGCGUUUGUUCACUUAUUUGUCAACUUCUCCUUAUGAAGCAUCCAUAACUGGUCUUUUAAUAAGUUAUAAUAGUGGAAACAGUAUGUUAAUAUAAAUAAUAUCCUUGUAUCAGUUUACGUUACAGUCUGUUAUAGACUGUCAAUUUUUAGUUUAUAGAGCAGUAAGAAUUGGUCGACUGUUGAGUAAAAUGGACUAAAAUACACUGGUUGCAGCUUCUCUGUGAGGAUUUGCUUUUUUUUUUCUUAAUUUAAUUAUAUAAAUUUGAUGUGAAUUAAAAAACUUUGAACUGACUGAUCUGGACUCAUCUGACACUUAAAAAAAAAAACACCUUUGGUGCUGGGAAAUUGUGGCAAAUGAUCCUGUCAGCUAAACAAUAGAGUAAUCAGGGCAAAAGACUGAUGAUGAACGUAACCUUUCUGAUUUUUUUGCUGCUAUUUGCUUUGUUGAUAAGUCGCAGUCACCAGUAGCACAUUCACAAAUCAGAUUGUGAGACUCUAAGUACUGAAAAGUUCUCCUCCUGGAGUAGGUAUUUGUAUGGCAGUCUAAAAUGGCUUUUGAAGCACUUAAUUUUCAACAAAAAAAAAAGAUUCUUUUUCAUGUGAAAGAAGGCUGUGUGAAAGCUUGUUUCAGAAAUUUGUGUGAUUGCAUUUGUGUGUGUUCAGAGAUGAGGAUAAUGAAGGACUGAACCACUUUAAAAGUUCAGUUGUUUUUUUUGUUAUUGUAACUAAGAUUUGUUUCCUUAACAACAAAAACAAAAUAAAAAACAAUUACACUGGUGUCAGAAAUUGGCCAAAUAGUUAUUUUAAACAUCAGUCAUCAGCUCGGAACUUCACAGUUGGUGCAUCACUUAUAAUCUUGAGUUGCAGCCAUAAUCAUACAAGGGGGGUUAAAAUACAGUGUGCGAGUCAGUUCAGUGUUAAUUUUGCAAUAAAAUCUUAAUCAUGUGCUUAAAGUGGAAAAUAUUUUUCCUGUAGUUUUCCUCUUUGUGCUAACUCAAUAAUCAUUCCUUAUUUUUGAACCUUUUAUUCAAAUCAUCCAUUUAUCAGUGACACAGAAAUACUUCACGUUAUCACCAGAGGGAACAUCAUAGCCUUUUGAAGAUUUAUGUAGCAAACCGAUGAAGCAGCUGUCUGUGAGGAGCCAACGCAGUUGUGCAUCAGAUGUUAUUUGAGUUAGAUUCGAUUUGAAAAGUGUCACGAUCUGUCUGUUUACCAUCUUAAGCGAAUCAACAACUGUCAGUGGCUGUAGAACCGUGAAAGUAGACACCCAAACCAUCGCAGUCCAUCUCGCACGCGCUCACUUCAAGUUAUCCAUGCGUCGCUUUCACAGUCCGCCCCUCCCUCGUCCUCCCCAGAUACCUCAAAUCUGUCAAGUCUCCAUCCAUCUCUCCUCCUCUCCCCUCUCCAUCCAGCUCCACCUCUUCCUCUGCGGUCCCCCGGCUGUCACUGCACCCAGUCACGUGUGUCAGUCACAGCUGGCCCACCUGCUGCUUCACACAAACACACCUCAGCACGCGCACACGUUGGUAACGUACACACCUGCCAGUCACAUGUAGUCCACGAGAGACGGGGAGAGGAAGGCCCCCGUCUUUGUUUCUAAACAUCUUCCCAUCUUUAAUUUAAAGCUGAAGUUGGAGGAGUGUCGUGUCGUCUGGCAUUUCACGCACUGACAACCGCCAGCUAGAUAGAUUUACUUGGAAGGAGUGGUGUACUCCUUCCUGUUCCUAGUGACACCCCUCCACUGCUGGUAUGUCAAUCAUGAUUGUGUGUCUCCAGCUAAUAGCAUGACCUGAGUUCUUUUCACCUUCUAUCAAAGAAGGGUUCAGCUGUAGAUUGGAUCCCUGUUAUGGAACCCAGGGAGUAAAACAAAAUCUGGAUUACCAUGUGAAUCGGCCAUCGCUACAUUGUCACUGUCCAGCUAUCAGCUGUGCCUGAUCGUCACAACAGGACUCAUCUCUCUUCAUCAGUGUCAACUUUCCAUCCAUCUUGUGCAUCUCCAUGGAUUUUUCUUUCUGAAUUUCUGAUGGUAACCUUUGGAACAGAGAUCCCACCAAAUAUAAACCAAACUGCAUUGACUAUUGAUGAGCAUCAUUGUCUAACUGCUUGUGUCCUGAGCAUUUUAUUAGCCAAGGUCUGCUCUCAUACAUUCCAGUACAGUAUAUAUAUAUUUUUCUAGUGUAUGCCCCAUUAAGAAGCUGCUCGCAGGCUUUUCUCUGCUGUCCUGGCCCUCACUGAAACAAGUUCUUUUCCUACAUAUAUGUGAGUGUGUGCAUAUAUAUGUGUGUGUGUGCAUAUAUAUGUGUGUGUGUGUGUGCGUGUGUGUGCAUGUAUGUGAAUUUCUGCGUGGCAAAAUUUUCUUGAAGGAGGCACAAAUGAAAGUGUGACAGCAUUGGCACGAUCCUAUAUAUAUGCUAGGUAUUUAAACUGAUUAGAGUAGUAUGUUAGCUUAGGAACAUAUUUAAGAAAAACAGAAUUGAUGGCUUUUAAACAUUAUUUAUAUUUAGUGUAAAAAGCAUAAUUGUGCCCCUUCAAAUGGCCUUAAACUCCAUCGUUGCAUUGAUGUGAACUGUCAUUCAUUGUGUUUUAUUAAGAUUAUUGGACUGCCACUAGACAAGAAAAUGCAAAGUAAGAGGAUAUUUUCAAAAAGUUAGAUCUCUGAUGCAUUCUUGUUGGUCAUAAAGAACACUGAGUUAAAGAUUGCAACUAUGUCCAAUGAUCUGUUUGUGUCUUAGAAUGCCAUUGUAAAAUCUUAAAUUACAUCGAACUCAAUAAAGCCCAUGUUGAAA
Messenger RNA from Scatophagus argus, 5319 nucleotides. RefSeq names its product BCL2 like 1 (gene bcl2l1). Gene Ontology annotation, cellular component: mitochondrial outer membrane. The record is from RefSeq and is a predicted model, not a curated record. The coding region runs from base 552 to 1250 and encodes 232 amino acids. The transcript is spliced from 4 exons. NCBI's taxonomy places the organism in Eukaryota, Metazoa, Chordata, Actinopteri, Scatophagidae. Gene Ontology annotation, molecular function: protein homodimerization activity; protein heterodimerization activity. Gene Ontology annotation, biological process: extrinsic apoptotic signaling pathway in absence of ligand; negative regulation of intrinsic apoptotic signaling pathway; intrinsic apoptotic signaling pathway in response to DNA damage.